UUUGAUCUUUAUUUUCGAAAAAAUCCAUUUGGUGGUGAAUUUACUUUAUUUGCUGGUUUAGAAGAAUGUUUAAAAUUUAUAAAUAAUUAUAAAUUUCAAUCGAGUGAUAUUGAUUAUCUUCGAACAACAUUACCAAAUUAUAUUGAAAAAGAAUUCUACGAUUAUUUAAGCGUACUUAAUAUGAAUGAUAUCAAAAUUUAUGCUCUCCCAGAAGGUUCGGUAGUAUUUCCUCGUUUACCAUUAUUACGAAUCGAAGGACCUAUAUUAAAAGGUCAAUUACUUGAAACAACUCUUUUAACAUUAGUUAAUUAUGCAAGUUUAGUCGCAACAAAUGCAGCUCGAUUUCGUGCGACAACAGGACCUGAUAAAUCUUUUCAUGAAUUUGGUCUUCGACGUGCUCAAGGUCCAGAUGGAGGUUUAAGUGCAUCGAAAUAUUGUUAUUUAGGUGGAUUUGAUGGAACAUCAAAUGUAUUAGCAGGAAAACUCUAUGGAAUUCCUAUAAAAGGAACACAUGCACAUGCAUAUGUUAGUUCAUAUAAAAAUCUUGAUGAUUUAAAAAUUCGAGAAUUAGCUGAUUGUCAUAGUGGUGAAUUGCGACCAUUUGUUGAUUUAUGUUUAAAAUAUCUUAAUGAACUUGGUCCAAAACUUAAAUUUAUUCCCGAAGAAACAAAUAAAGGCGAAUUAGCUGCAUUUAUUUCAUAUGCAAUUGCAUUUCCAACUGGAUUUUUAGGUUUAGUUGAUACAUAUGAUGUUCUUAAAUCAGGUUUACCAAACUUCUUAUCUGUUGCUUGUGCUUUACAUGAAUGUAAUUAUGAAGCAAUGGG
Adineta steineri is the source of this 824-nucleotide messenger RNA. The record is from the annotation of a GenBank genome assembly. Lineage: Eukaryota; Metazoa; Rotifera; Eurotatoria; Adinetida; Adinetidae.